AUGGAGAGGCAGCAUAUUGCUGACUUGCUUUCAAAGGCCAGACAUUACUCUGCUUUAUCCUUCUUUCUGCCACUGGAAGAGUGGGCAAAAAGUGUUACCUUUGACAAAAGUGUUAAUACAGCAAACAACACUGCAUUCUGUAGUAUCAGAAAUGCAAGAACCUAUGAAAAACAGAUGCCUUCUACCGACAGUUUCCCUGGGAUACACAGGUCCUCAGUUCCUGUGAAAUGUUCUCCAGAUUCCAUUGCUUGGGAUUCUUUCAGGAAAAUUACCCUAAGUGACCUAAUAAGGCCAAAAUACACUUCUUGGGACAACAGUAGCCGAAAAUGCUCCAAAUUGGGUAACUUACAGUUUUUGCAGGAUUUUGGAAAAGUCUUUUUGCCUACAGCCUCUACCAGUGCACCCAUACUGUCGCUCCAGAGAGUGCUUCCCUGCUCCCAGCCUUCGGACGAGAAACCGGGGCAGGACGGUCCACCCUGCCUCCCGUGGCCGCCGCUGGGCGAUGAGAAGCUGCGGCCCCGGAUGAGCCCCGGGCCUCCCCUGGCGCGGCGGCGGGAGCCGAGCGGAGCCCCCGCGGUACCCCCGCCCGGCAGGCGGCCGACCCCGGCCCCGGCCAGCGGAGGCCCCGCCGCCGGCGGGGAAGGGGAGCAGGAGGAGGAAGAGGAAGGCGGCGCGAAGCGGAGCGGCCGGCCCGGCGGCAGCCGCAACGGGAGCGGGGACUGGGGUGGGGGGGCGGGCUGCGCCAAGCCCCGCAACUUCCUCUACGUGGGGGUGAUGACGGCCCAGAAGUACCUGGGCAGCCGGGCGGUGGCGGCGCAGCGGACGUGGGCGUCCUCGGUGCCGGGCCGCGUGGAGUUCUUCUCCAGCCAGGGCUCCGCCGCGCCCCCCGGGCUGCCCCCUCUGCCCGUCGUCGCCCUGCCCGGCGUGGACGACUCCUACCCGCCGCAGAAGAAGUCCUUCAUGAUGAUCAAGUACAUGUACGACCACUACCUGGACAAGUACGAGUGGUUCAUGCGGGCGGACGACGACGUCUACAUUAAAGGUGAAAAAUUGGAGGAGUUUCUUCGCUCACUGAACAGCAGUAAACCUCUGUAUUUGGGACAGACUGGUCUGGGUAAUAUUGAAGAACUUGGAAAACUAGGGCUGGAGCCUGGAGAGAAUUUCUGCAUGGGAGGGCCAGGAAUGAUCUUCAGCCGGGAGGUUCUCAGGAGGAUGGUGCCACAUAUAGGUGAAUGCCUUCGAGAAAUGUACACUACUCAUGAGGAUGUGGAGGUGGGCAGGUGUGUCAGAAGGUUUGGAGGAACUCAGUGUGUUUGGUCAUAUGAGAUGCAGCAAUUAUUCCAUGAAAACUAUGAACACAACCGCAAGGGUUACAUUCAAGAUCUUCACAAUAGCAAGAUUCACACAGCCAUAACACUUCAUCCAAACAAAAGACCAGCCUACCAAUACAGGCUGCACAAUUACAUACUGAGCCGCAAAAUUUCCGAACUGCGCUAUCGGACCAUCCAGCUCCAUAGGGAAAGUGUCCUGAUGAGCAAGCUCAGUAACAGUGAAGUAAAUAAGGAAGAUCAGCAGCUGGGAGUGAUGCCAUCUUUCAAUCAUUUCCAGCCACGUGAAAGGAAUGAAGUCAUCGAGUGGGAGUUUCUGACAGGAAAAUUUCUCUAUUCAGUGGCGGAGAACCAGCCACCCUGCCAGAGCCUGAGCAGUGUCCUGCGGGCUGCACUGGAUGACACUGUGAUGCAAGUAAUGGAAAUGAUAAAUGAGAACUCUAGAUCUAGAGGAAGGCUCAUUGAUUUCAAGGAAAUACAGUAUGGCUACCGCAGAGUGGACCCUCUGCAUGGAGUGGAGUACAUCCUGGAUUUACUGCUUUUGUACAAAAGGCACAAAGGAAGAAAAGUUACUGUUCCAGUGAGACGCCAUGCUUACCUUCAGCAAUUGUUUAGCAAACCAUUCUUCAAAGAAGCAGAGGAGCUGGAUGUAAGAAGCCUGCUGGAGGAUACCAACACUGACACUCAAUCAUUCUCUUUUCUUUCAAAUUCUUUAAAGAUUUUUUCCUCAUCAUUCCAAGGCACUAAAGACAUUGGGGGACACAGUGACAAGAAAAUACAUAUUCUUGUCCCACUCACAGGAAGAUUUGACAUUUUCUCAAGAUUUAUGGAUAACUUUGAGAAGACCUGUCUGAUUCCCAGGCAGAAUGUAAAGCUGGCAAUAAUUCUUUUCAGUUCUGAGUCGGGCCAAGGCUCCAGCAAACACGUAGAGCUAAUGAAACAAUACAGUAUUAAGUAUCCUAAGGCAGAUAUGACCCUGAUUCCGAUGGCAGGAAAGUUUUCUAGAGGUUUAGGUCUUGAAAUGGCCUCAUCUCGGUUUGACAAUGGCACUUUGCUGCUGUUCUGUGAUGUUGAUCUGGUAUUCACACCAGACUUCCUCCAGCGAUGCAGAGAUAACACUAUUCAGGGAGAACAGGCUUACUACCCUAUCAUCUUUAGCCAAUAUGAUCCAAAAGUAAUAUAUGGAGGCAACCCUCCAGCUGACAGUAGUUUUGUUUUCACAAAAAGAACUGGAUUUUGGAGGGAGUAUGGAUUCGGAAUAACCUGUAUUUACAAAAGUGAUCUACUUACUGCUGGUGGAUUUGAUACCUCAAUUCAAGGCUGGGGACUUGAGGAUGUAGACCUCUUUACUAAAGUUAUAACAUCUGGCUUGAAAGCUUUCAGAAGUCAAGAAGUAGGAGUUGUCCAUAUUUUUCAUCCAGUUCAGUGUGACCCCAAUUUAGAUCCGAAACAAUAUAAAAUGUGCUUAGGGUCCAAAGCAAGCACAUUUGCCUCUACCAUGCAGCUUGCUGAACUCUGGCUACAGAAACAUUUGGGUAUCAGGUACAAUCGAACUGUCUCCUGACAUCUCAGCUGAUUUGGCCUUUUUAGGGGAGUUUACCUCAUUAUUGUUAUUAUUUAAUUUUACUGUUGUAGUUUUAAACUCCCUUCUUGUCUUCCAAAGUCUGUUGACCUCAAAUAGGAUGAGUCUGCUGUUCGCUGAUGUUUCUUAUACCUACUGAACUGGUGAAGUGAAUUCCUUCUUAUUUCUUUUAUUCGAAAUUCAGUCAAGUCACAGCAAUCAUAUGAUCCCAUGGAGCACAUCCAUCACAAGAGACUGCAUCAGAAGAAUGUUGUCUUUCAGCUUUGGGAUGCAGUAUCAUAUUUGUUGCAUUUCUCAGAUUUGAUGUGAUACAAAUAUUUAAUGGUGAAGGUACCACAAAAGUGCUUUAUGCUUCUUCUGGGGAUGGAACUCUAUAAGAUAAACUUGAGUUUUAUAAUUUAUAUGAUGACUUAUAUGUAUAAACGCUACUUUUCUUCAUCUUUAGAAUUUUUGAAGUAAAUUAAUAACUAUGAUUGUACCUUUAUUUUUUUAAAAAAAAAAAAAAGAAAGAAAAGCUGAGGAGCUACAUGCAGAUACAACUGGUACUGGCUACCAAGGUCCUUAAAUGUCUUAUUAUAAUAACAAACUCCUCAUUGUUGUUCACUCUAAGUGUAAAUGAACUUUAUUUUCCCAAGGAACAGGAUUUAAUAAAAUGCUCAUAUACACUUUAGAAGAUUUGUGAACCAAUGUCCUUCAUUUGCAGGCAGGAAGAAACUAUGAUUGACAUGAUUAUUUAUGAUAAAGUGCAGGCAUACAGUGUUCUUUGUUUGAAACACAUAGUAUAAGUUGCUGUUUCUUCUUUUAUAAUGAGUCUCUAUACAUAACUUUCUUUUAUAUUCCUUUCAUAAAGCUGAACUUGAUAGAGUGUUAGAAGUUAAAGCAGUAUCUUUUUUUUCACAUUUUCCAUGAGUAUUGGUACUUAGUAGCAAUUUGUUGUUAAAAUAAAAAUAAUCAUAGAAUAAUUAUUUAAGUUUCAAAUUUUGCUAUUGGUCAAAGUUCCUUGACAAUAUAUUUAUAUUAAUGGAGGUUAUAAGUCUGUGUUAAAAUUUAACUCUCUGGACAGCCUGAAGUUGUCAUAUUGUGGAGUCACAGAGUAAAUGAUUUAAAAUGAUACCAACAUAAGAAAUAAUAAAAUCAAGUUCUGUAUUUUAGAAAAAUAUUUAUAUAGGGAUAUACAUGUGUGUGUGUGUGUGCUUAUAUCCCUAUAUGCAUAGAUAUAUGUAGAGAGUAAUUUCAAAACAAAUUACUCAAAAGAGUUCAGGCAGCAAUUUGGUAAUAAUCAUUGUUAUUUUUGCUACAUGCUUGGAACAUUUCAUGUUAUACUGUGGUAAGAGCUCAACGGCAUUCAAGAAACUAUUAGAAUCCAGACAAACUUAAAUUAGUAAACAGGUACAUCUCAUAACCUCAAUACCCUUGAUUUCAAACUAUAUUUCAGAUAGAUCUGGGCAAGAAAAAGUAAGCAAUUACUGAAUUUGAGUUUUCAGAUACUUAAAUACAUUUUCAGCUGUAACUGACUCCUUCUAUGUUUCCUUUCAAACACCAACCAAGAGACUGGAAUUCACUGACACUUCUAUCUGUAUGAAGAUAUCCUGAUAAACUUCUUAAGGAAGGGUAUGUAGGUCAGUUAACGUCUCUUAUCUGCGGUUUUCUGUUCUGGAUUUAGAAUGCAAGAAAGAAGACAUGCCUGAAAAGGCAUGAGUAAACUCAGAAUUCAAAGGCUGGCCACAGCUUUUUGUAUGUUUUAAAAAAGGCUAUCCCCAUUACCUUGGAGAAGGUGGCACUUGUGGUAGAUGUGAACAGACAGAAGGUAAUUCGUGCUUGUUUGCCCUCUCCUGCUCCCCAGGAGAGCUCCUGGCUUGUUAUUCUCCUUGAGGCUCUUGCCUUCCUAGCCCAGUAUUGUUAGCUCAAAUGUCUGGAGAAAGUAAAAUUCAAUAUUACUUAUGAAAUAAUUACCAGAAACCUCUCUUUAAAUUUAGUGUAAAGGUCAUGCUUUGUUCAACUAGAGAGCCAAGAGCAAGGAACUUGCAAUUUAUUUGCUCAAUCUUGACUAACUGAUGCACCUGAGACUGUAAAUAUCUAAAACUGAAUGCCUGUUGAUAAAUGUUGAAAAAUGAGAAAAAAAUAUUUCUAAAAACAUCUAAGGAAAUCAUUGUCUGCUGGGAUGUAUUUCAGUGUUUAUUUCAAUUGUGUAACUUAGUGGCCAGAAAGUAUUUGCUCAGCUCAAAGUAAAAUAGUAGAUUAGAAUAAGAAAUUAAGCCAAUCAUUCACUGGGGAUAAAGAUGUAUACAGAGGGCUUGCAGGAUCAGGUCCUACAUGAUAUAAGCAAACUGCUAGUGUUUACCAGUACAAAUAUUUAUUUAGUGUCUGACUGAUUCAUUUGUUUAUAUGAUGAAUUACUUUGUUAAAAACUUGAUUAUAAAUGUUUAUUAUGAAAUAUUGCAUUUUCUUUUGAAAUAACUAUCCUGAGAUAACUUGAGAACUCGUGUUAGUUUGUUUAAGGAAUAAUAUGCCUUCUAAGGAGAUCCUAUUAAAAGAAAAAAAAAAAGCACAAAAGCGUUAGAGUAAUGUUAUGGAUGUAUAGAUUAAGAUGGGAAUGUUUGUGCUAAUUAACAGUUUGCUUUUGUCUAGUCUGAAUCAUAAUCUUGAUUGUAAAAUGAAAUUUCUGUGUGUAUGAUGUCCUUUUGUAAAUGCAUACCUAAUGAAUUCAGAAUAGAUAAUGACCAUUUUUUCUGAAACCUCCUUAUCCUGGGAAUAGGUUCCCUGGUUUCAUGGCUGGGAAGUGCAUUGUGAACUGCUUGCACUUUGGCUUUUAGACACUGUGUUUCUUAAAAAAGAUAAUAAUAUAAAUCUCAGCAAUUCCCACCCAGAAACUUCAGAAUUCCCCAUAUCACCCCCAUCCUGAAAUGUUUUCCCAUUCACAAUACUUAAUUUAACAGAGAAUUUGCAUCCUCUGGAUGAAGGAAAAGCAUUAGGUUGGGCUUCCUAAGACUUGCUGGUUAUACUCUGCAUCGGGGUGCUGGUUCUCAAGCAGGAGAAAGGUAGAGGGCCAGGGGAGGUGUGCGGCUCAGCCAUAGGAAUCAACACCUUCUGCCCAAGUCAGUGCCUUAGUGCCAUCAGCACUGCCAGAUGUCUCUCCUUGAAGCUGCUAAUACACAAGCCAGUGCAAGAGGAGGGCUGUGUUUGCUGCCACCAGCCGCUUUUGGGAAGCAAAAGGGCCAUUUUAAUCAGCGGUUGAGAGGAGUGAAAGGAGGAUGCCAAACUGGGCAAAUUGGGUUGAGGCAACAGAGUAUCUUGUGCAGAUCCUGUGUCUCCUUGUCCCCAGGUGGAAAGGGAGUUUGAUUCCACCCCUCUUCUCUAUUUCCUUUCAAGGGACAUUGUGAAGGAAUGGGCAAACCCAGCAACCCUUCCACUCAGUGGGGCUGGUGGACCUGGAGCACACACUUGGACUCAUCCCAUAAUAUGGGACAAGGGGGGAAAUGGCUUCUGGAAAAGCAGUACAGAGAGAGGCACCUUCUUCACUCACCAAAGACCAGAAAGAUGUGCACAGAAGUGCCUUUUGGAGCCUUUGUAACAGUGCCUCAAGACCCUUGCAAAAAUUUUAAUGCUGGUAAAUGGCUCACAGGCAUGUACUGCCUAAGGAACUUGGGAGACUUCCAAGUAGCAUGAGUUAACAACCGCCUUCUUCAAACACAGCAAAUAAACUAAAAUGUGCUUUUGUUUUUAAGAAGUAAUUCUAGUGACUAGUUAAGAUGUAGUUUGCCACACAUAAGAUUUUGCUCCAAAGAACAAUGCUAGCUUUAAGAUAUAGACAAAACACAUGUGCAGUUUACACCUGAUUUUCCUGCAACUUAAAAUUUUUUGGAAAAUAUGUGGACUAAGGAUUGGUGAGCCACUGACUGGAGUAAAGUUACAUGUUUUUGCUCUAUUUUUAGAAGAUAACCAGAUGGGAAGAAAACAAAAAAUGCCUGUGGUAGAUACACACAGAAAUCACCCAUGAUGUGAGGGUAGCAGUGAAGAUUAUCGUCCUAAAUUGAAGCACAAUGAGAAGUUUCAAAAAUGUUUUAACUAUUUACAAUAACUGAAUAUUACUGAAGGUUGUACUCUGUCAUAAGACUGUAAGUGACAUAUAAAGUUAAAUCAGUCCAUUUUUAAUUCUUUAAUUUCUUAGAAUACUUUUCUUUACAUUUUCUUCUGUAUCAUUUGUUCAUUUGAUUAAUGAGCUGGCUUUUCAUGACUCUUUCCUUCCUAUUUUUCUUUUCCUUGGGUUUUCCCAUUUGCAGUGUAUAUUACUACAGUUUUUGAAACUUUAUGAGCUAGCAUGGUAUUUCUGUUAUGGCUUUUUGAUGUCACUGCUGUAGAAAACUGCUGAAUUAGAGUAUUUUGCUGAAUGAUUUCCCAGUCCUGCUUACAGUUGUUUCCAUUUGCCUGUCACUGUAAGUUAGAAGUGUUCUGAAUAUUAUUACUUCAUCCCUUGCUCUGCUGU
Messenger RNA from Calidris pugnax (ruff), 7393 nucleotides. RefSeq names its product chondroitin sulfate synthase 3 (gene CHSY3). Bases 1 to 2892 code for a protein of 963 amino acids. The record is from RefSeq and is a predicted model, not a curated record. Gene Ontology annotation, cellular component: Golgi cisterna membrane. Gene Ontology annotation, molecular function: glucuronosyl-N-acetylgalactosaminyl-proteoglycan 4-beta-N-acetylgalactosaminyltransferase activity. NCBI's taxonomy places the organism in Eukaryota, Metazoa, Chordata, Aves, Charadriiformes, Scolopacidae. The transcript has 5 exons.